AAGGGAAUUCCCCUCUCGGGGCUCUGCCAGACUGGACUCGACAUUUUGGACGGACUACAGAGGAGUGCCAUUUAGCUCAGGCGUAAGGAAAGGUAAGGUAACGCAAACAUCACACAGACAACAAAUACUAGCCCACGUACUAUAUAGUACCAAUAAUAAAAGAAAAUGGUUAUGAUAAGGAUACGGGGCAACUUGUAUUAGGCUAAGUAGGGAAAGGUAGUUUGGUAGUUUAAUUAUUAGCUCAGGUGUUAGGUAAGGUACGUAAGGUUAUAAUUGGGACCCUACACCUCAUGGUACAGUAGACUAAAUAUACUAAGGCAGAUUGCACAUUAUGGUACCAUUGAAGAAUAGGAAAAAGUGAAAAUAAAAGAGAAAUUGUGGUUGUCAGAGGCCAUUUUGGCAGAUUUCGGCCCCUACCCUUUUACAGGUAACUCGAUUUACGCGAAUAUUGUGUCCUUGAAGAGCUCACGUAAAUCAAAAACAAUGUACAUCAAACAAGAGGUAGGUUUGUAUCUUUAUUGCCUACUGUAUCACUCUGACUCCUCUCCCUCUCGUGGUUCCUCCUCUGGCUGCCCUCAUGGUAGCACAGCGGCGAGGGUGUUGGUGUUGUUGAGUAGCGUGGCAGCAUGGGUACUGUAUUGUUAUUCAAGUGGCGCGCGGGAAGAAUUGAGCUCAGCUGUGUUUCCGCGGCGCCGUGUGAGUCUAGUUGCGUGAGAAAUCUGGUGGCCACUCCAUAAAAUAUCGCGUAUAAGUGAAAAAAACGUGUAAAUUAAACAUUUAUUUGGAUUUUGGACCCCGCGUUAUUUAAAAAAAACGCGUAAACCAACUCGCGUAAGUCGAUUUCAGAGCCAAAAACUGUCUCCUGCACCCCGAUAAUUAGAGUCAUUUAUAGUACUCGUUGAAAUGGUUGAAUAUUGAUGUCUCUUUGUGAUAGCGUCAAAAACAGGUAAAUACAAUGUGGUGAAUCGGGUGAGCUGGCAACGCUGGUCACUCAGAGGAUGAUAUGAUUUGGAUCAGUUGUGGUCAAGAGGUCAUUGGGUAUGGGUCAUUCCUCUACUAUUUGAACCUUUAAUUAAUUUCUUAAUUGACUUUUACUACAUGGACGAGGCUCACUGGAUGAAAGUACAGCAAUAUUAAGUACAUCGACGCUUGUUGAUUGUAAGUUUAUCGUAAGAAGUGAAGUAAAAUACGUAAAGGAGAAAAAAUAGAUAGAGCAGGAAAGAAAUGAAGCCGUUUAGUGAAAAAGGAAGAGAAGUAAAUGAAUAAGAAAGGGGAAAAAAACGAAGUGAUGGAAACGAGAAAGAACAGUCGUGUAAAGAAGGGAGUAAAGGAAAUGAAUAAGAGAGGAAAGGAAGAAGUGAAAUGGUGAAAAUAAGAGAGAACAGUCGUGGAAAAAGGGAGUGAAGGAAAGGAAUAGGAGGGGAAAGAAACCGUGAAGUGAUAGAAACGAGAGAACAGUCGUACAAGAAAAAGGAAGGGAGUGAAGGAAAGGAAUAAGAAAGAGGAAGGAAACAAGAGUGAAGUGGUGAAGUUAAUGAAUAAGAGAGAAAAGAAACAAUUAAGAGUGAAGUGGCGAAAAUAAGAGAGAACAGUCGUGGGAAAAAGGAAUUAAGGCAGUGAAGGAAAGGAAUUGGAGGAAAGAAACAGUGAGGUGAUGGAAACAAGAAUUAAAGAAACGUCGUAUAAAAGGAAACAAAUGAAGGAAAUGAAAAGAAAGGGGAAAGAAACAAGAGGGAAGUAGCGAAAUAAGAGAGAACAGUCGUGGGAUAAAGGAAUUAAGGCAGUGAAGGAAAGGAAUUAGAUUAAAGAAACAGGGAAGUGAUGGAAACGAGAGAAAACAAUCGUGUUCGUAAAAAUGAAGCAAAUAAAGUAAAUGAAUAAGAAAGGAGGUGGACACAAGAAGGAACCGCCGUAUAAGUAAAAAGUAACUGCAGAAAAUGAAUAAGAGAAAAUAAACAAGUGCCGUAAAGAAGGAAGAACCGAGAAAAUACCACCAAACCAGGACACAAGAGGAGGAGGAGGAGGAGGAGGGGGAGACGGGGAACCACUUUGAACAACUGACAUAAGAUAAGAAAAUAAAUGCUCCACAGUUUUAGUAAAUCGGUGAUGGUUGUCUCUGUCCUGCCUCGCGUGUGGUGACUGGUGGCGCGUUGCUGGGCUCCUCAUCUUGUCUGCUUUGUGUUGCCAAGGCCGGCGCGCGUGGAUCAGCAUGGCCGUGAACGUGUUGGUACCUCUGCUCAUUCCCCUCGGCGAGCAGCUCACGAACGUGACCCAGCUGGCGGGGGUGGAGAUGGAGGGCGGCGGCGUGGAGCUGGGUCGGCGCCAGUACCUGCGGGAGGUGCGGGAGGACCAGGAGCCCGGCGUGCUGCUGACGGUGACGGCGAGGGUGCUGCAGGAAGGUCCGAGUGUCACCUUCCGCGUGGUGGAGGGGGGCGAGGAGGGGCUCUUCUCCCUCCACCCCUCCAGCGGCCGCCUCUCCCUUCUCAAGAACCUGGACUACGAGAGCAAGCAGCAGCACGAGCUGGUGGUGGAGGCCGCGGCGGGUCGUCACCGCAGCCGGGCCGGCGUGGCGCUGCUGGUGCGGGACGUGAACGAGUACCCGCCGGUGUUCCCGCGCGGCCUGCACCAGACGCAGAUCACCGAGGAGGACGACAGCGGCCUGCCCAAGACCAUACUCACGGUACGGGCGAAGGAUGAGGAUGCUGGGGAGUGGGGGAGAGUACGGUACACGCUCUCUGGGGAUGGUGUCACCUCCCCAUCCUCCUCCCCCUCCUCCCCCUCCUCUUCCUCCUCCUCCACAUCCUCGAGUCCCAGCUUCUCCAUCCAUCCUACAUCAGGUGACAUCUAUCUCCUGAAGCCGCUGGACCGGGACCCGCCCCACGGCCGCCCCCAGUGGCGCCUGCGCGUGGUGGCCACGGACGGGGAGCUGAGCGCCGCCACGCACGUGCACGUCAACCUCAAGGACGUCAACGACAACGCGCCGUACUUCCCCACGCCGCGCCUGGCCGUGGCCGUGCCCGAGGACGCGCCCAGGGGCGCCUCCGUGGCCCAGGUGCUGGCGCGGGACAACGACGACCCUCGGGAGGGCGGCCACGCGCGGCUCACCUACUCGCUGCUCAAGAACGUGGUGGACGAGGCCAGCGGGCGGCAGCUGUUCGCCGUGGACGGCCGCACGGGGCUCGUCACCACGGCGCUCUGCUGCCUCGACAGGGAGCGGGCGGCGCGAUACACCCUCACGGCGGCGGCGACGGACGGCGGGGGGCUCAAGGCCACGGGCACGGUGCUGGUGGAGGUGACGGACGUUAACGACACGCCGCCGAGGUUCGCGCGUCGCUCCUGGCAACUCCACGUGCGCGAGAACCAGGCGAGGGACGCAGCGCUGGCCGGCCUGCCCGUGACGGACCGCGACGCCCGCACCACGCUGGCCUUCGCGGUGGUGCCGGAGAGCGGUCGGGGGUGGCAGCUGUUCAGUGUGGAGGCCGGGGGGGGCGAGGGGGGCGGGGGGCACGAGGGGGGCGUCCUGAAGUCCCUCGUACCCCUGGACUACGAGAACCCGGACCACCGCGGGGAGUUUCGCUUCAAGGUGCAGGUCACGGACAAGGGGGUGCAGGGUUGGCAGCAGCAGGGGCGGCAGGGGGAAGCGCAGGGCCACGUGGACGAGGCGUGGGUGAGCGUGUGGGUGACGGACGCCAACGACAACACGCCCACGCUGAGCCACGCCCACGCCCACCGCACCCUGCCCGAGGACACGCCCGUGGGGACGCACCUGGCAGCCUUCCCCGCCCACGACGCCGACAAGGGCGGUCGGAGUCGCAUCAGCUACGCCGUGGCCCCGGAGAGUAACCCGCGAGGCAUAUUCAGCGUGGACGGGGCCGGGGCGGUGCUGCUGGCCGGGGCGCUGGACCGGGAGACGCAGGCCGCCCACACGGUGCUGGUGUGGGCGGUGGACGACGGGGAGCCGCCCAGGACAGCCACUGCCACCCUUACCCUCAACGUGACGGACGUGAACGACAACGCACCGUUCCUCCGAGAGCCGCGUGAGGUGACGGUGCAGGAGAACGCGGGGCCCAGGGAGGUGGCGCGGGUCAGGCUGGGGGACCGGGACAGCUGGAGGGAGGGUCACGGGCCCCCCUUCACCCUGGCCCUGGACCCCCGCGCCCCCCCCCACGUGGCGGCGGUGAUACAGGUGACGCUGGACCCAGGCGGCGACGAGGGGCGGGGCGUGGGUGUGGUGGGCACCCGCGCGUCGCUGGACCGGGAGGCGGGGCGGGUGGUGCUGGUGCCCCUGGUGGUGGGGGACGCGGGGCGGCCCCUCCCCCGCACCGCCACCGUCACCCUCACCCUGCACGUGGGGGACGAGAACGACAACCCCAUGACGCCCGCCGCCAAGACUGUGGCCGCCCACGUGUUGGCCGCCCCUGGGUCCCCGCCCCCCCAGCCCCCCGUGGUACCCCUGGGCCGGGUGUACGUGCGGGACCCUGAUGACUGGGACGCCGCCUCCAAGCGCUACGCCUGGCGGGGGCCACGUCACCCCGCCUUCACCCUGGACCCUGCCACGGGGCACCUCACCAUGGGGGCCGCCACGCAGGAGGGGAGGUACGAGUUGGCAUUCAGCGUGAGUGACGAGGCGCAGGGCCAGGUGGGGGUGGAGGCCAAUGUGACGGUGGAGGUGCGGGCCGUGAGUGCCAGUGCCGCCGAGGGUGCCACGCCCCUCACACUGGAAGCACCGCCGCGCCAGGUGGUGAGGGAGCAGGGCGGCGAGUCGGUGCUGAGCCGUCUGGUGGAGGCCGCGGGUGUGUGGGUGACGGGGGGCGGCGCGGGGGUGGUGGCGGUGUGCGUGGAGCCGCUGGGUUCCGAGCCACACCAGCACACCAGGGUCUGGCUCGCUGCAGGCUCAUCCACGCCAUCAUCCACUUCCACUCACUCCACUUCAUCAUCUCCGUCAUCUUCGUCUUCUUGCGCCUCAUCAUCAUCGUCAUCAUCGUCAUCUUUACCAGGUCGCUGUCUCCAAGAUCUCCUCCUCCUUCAUCGGGACAAGCUGAGUGAGGCUGCAGGGGUCUCGGUGACGGAGGUGGGGGCGGGGGCGUGUCCUGAGGGGGCGGCGACAGGGUGUGCAGGCGGGUGUGUGCUGCGGGCGGGGCUCAGCGAACACUUUGUCUUGGUGGACGCAAACACCUCGUCCAUCGUGGGGCCGCAGCUCAGCCUCCGCCCGGCCUGCAGCUGUGAGGGGAAGGAGAAGGAGGAGGAGGCGCAGGGCUGUGUCGAGGGAAGCUGUCUGAAUGGCGGCCGCUGUGUGCGUACGUCCCAGGGCGCAAGGUGUGUCUGCCCCCACCACACCCACGGGUCCAGGUGCAAGAUGCUGGCCAGGCACUUUGACGGGGGCGGGGCAGGUGACGGGGGGCAGGCAUGGGUGUGGGUGCCCCCCGUGCCCCCCUGCCCUGAUGUGCACCUCAGCCUGGAGUUCCUGACACGCUCCCCCGACGCAACACUCCUCUAUGCCGGCCCUCACAGCCACCCACCCACGCACUCCACCCAUAGCCACUCACCGCCCACACUCCACAACACAACCCAGUCCCCGCCCACCGCCAGGGACGUCUUGGCCCUUGAGCUGCGGGCGGGGCGGCCGUGGGUGCUGCUGGACCUGGGCGGGGGGCCGGUCAGCCUCAGCCUCAACACCUCCGCCCUCGCCGACAACACCUGGCACCGCCUUGACCUGCUCUGGGCCCGGCAGGUGGUGCUGCUGCUGGUGGACUUGUGCUCAGGAGGGAGCCUGGACACCACCCCCACCCCCACCACCACACCCACCACCACCACCUCCACCCCCAACGCAGCCAGCCUGUUGCAGAACCUCACCGCCUCCACCACCUCCCCGCCACCCACCCCCACCCCCUGCCGGGCCUGGGCGAGGCUACCUGAGGGGGGCCGCUACCUGGACACCCCCGGGCCGCUGCAGGUGGGGGGCUGGGCGCACCCCCCGCCCCCCCACGCUGAGUAUGGGUGGCCCAGACCCCUGGUGGAGCGCCCCUUCACCGGCUGCAUCAGGAACCUGCGGCUCAAUGGGGAGCUUGUUGACCUUGGCCGGGGCUUGCUGGGCCGUCGCAGUGCCCCGGGGUGCCCCGCCGCUGACUGUGCCGCCCAGGGACUCACCUGUGGCCCCCAUGCCAGGUGCGUUGGUUCCCCCGGCAGCCUGCAGUGUGAGUGUGAGGCCGGGUGGGCGGGUGACGGCUGCUCCGCCCCCACCCGGCCCACAGACUUCCUCCCCCACAGCUACAUCCGCCUGGCCCUCUCCUUCACGCCCCUCGCACACGCCACCUCGCUGCAGCUCAGGUUCCGCACGAGGCAGCAGGACGGGCAGCUGGCGGUGUUGUCGUCCCAGCGCGGCCACGACCGCCUGGCGCUGCAGCUGGUGCACGGCCGCCUGUGUCUGCUGCUGCACACACACCCGCGCCGCCGCCCACGCCCGCUGUGCCUCGCCCGGGCGCGGCUCACCGAUGGCAGGUGGCACGUCGUCAGGGCUGCCAGGCACGGCUCCAGCACCUUACUGUCAGCGGACGAGGGUGACGGUGAGCUGUACAACGCCUCCAUACCACUGGGGGACGCUGAGGCCGCCAACACCAGCACCGCCGCCACGCUGCUGCAGGUGGACGGCCAGGUGGGGCUGCACAUCGGCGGCUCACCGGAGUACGCAGGUGUGAGCGUCAUUAAGAUACAUGGCGACUAUCAUGAUGGGUGUGUGGAUGACGUGCGGGUGUCCGGGCGGGUGUUGCCCCUCCCCCCUGCCCACAACAACACCCAGUGGGGCCAGACCAGCAUGUUCCAGGGGGUGCAGGACGGAUGUGGCGCCCCCCCAGCCUGCACCAACGUCACCUGCAGCCCCCCCCUCACCUGUGUGGACACCUGGCGGGCCUACCACUGCGGGUGUGGGGCGGGCCAGGUGUUGUCAGGUACGCGGGCCAGCUGUGUGGACGAGGAUGAGUGUGCCUGGGACCCCUGUCUGCACGGCGGCACCUGUAUUAACGAGCCAGCAGGUUUCUUGUGCCGGUGUGCCUCGGGGUUCAGCGGGCGCCACUGUCACCUGAGUGGCCCUACCGACGCCUCCCUCAGGAUAUCCCUCACCGCCACCGUGGCCACCGUCGCCUGGUCCGUCCUGCUCCUGUUGUGUGUUGCAGUGGUGGUGUGUGCCUUGCUGCUCCACCAACACCACCGCCGGGCAGCGCUGCGGCGAGGCGGCUCGGGGCGGGUGAACAGCGACCACCAGCGCACCACAUCCUCCCCCCUGGGCCGGUCACACACCCAGGGGGCCAACGGACAGCCAGCCUGGACCACUAGGACUGGGGGGGAGCCUGACGUACUGGAGCUACAAGUCAACCACCAACACUCAGAAGUCUACCACCCAGCAUCCAUCGGGGAGACAGAACUGACUGGGGAGAAGGCCAACAAGAGGAGGAAGGGGAGUGUGAACGGCAUCAACGACGGCGGGGAGAAACGAAGAGGAGGAGGUUGUGACGUGGCUGCCGGAGAUGACCUGAGGAACUACUCUUAUGAGGGUGAAGGGUCAUCGCCCGGCUCUCUGUCCUCCUGCCUGGAGAGCUGUGGGGGCAGUGCAAAAUUCCUGGGUGGGUUCAGGGAGGUGGCCCGGGCCCUGGAGAACUGGGAGGCUCCGAGCGGGCGGUCCACCCACUCAACACCCACCAAGGCCGACCCCUCCCCCUCCACCACCACCCUCUGCCACCACCACUACCACCAACACCAGUGCCCCCCCUCACCCAUACUAAGCUAUCUCACCCCCUGCCCCCCUUCCCCAUCUGCCCCCUCCCUCACCCAACCCACCACCACCCUCCCGCCCCCUAUCCUGCCCUCUGAUGGUGUAAGAGGGUAUCCUGCACCUGAGUCCUAGUGUAAGUGUAGGAUGUGAUGGAAAUAAAGUGUUC
Messenger RNA from Eriocheir sinensis (Chinese mitten crab), 7931 nucleotides. Its product is annotated as neural-cadherin-like. The transcript is spliced from 32 exons. The record is from RefSeq and is a predicted model, not a curated record. Gene Ontology annotation, cellular component: cell-cell junction; plasma membrane. NCBI's taxonomy places the organism in Eukaryota, Metazoa, Arthropoda, Malacostraca, Decapoda, Varunidae. Gene Ontology annotation, molecular function: calcium ion binding. Gene Ontology annotation, biological process: homophilic cell-cell adhesion. Bases 2210 to 7897 code for a protein of 1895 amino acids.